UUUUUUUUUUUUUCCCCCUCCUUCUCUCUCUCUCUUUCACUCCUUCUCUUCAUCCAUGCCGAAGAAGCAGAAGGUGGGCAAGACCCGCCGCGACAAGUUCUACAAGCUUGCCAAGGAAGCUGGUUACCGCUCCCGCGCGGCCUUCAAGCUGAUUCAGCUCAAUCGCAAGUACAACUUCCUCGGAACGUCCCGCGUCCUGCUCGAUCUAUGCGCAGCGCCUGGUGGCUGGCUGCAAGUCGCGUCAAAGCACAUGCCAGUGUCCAGCGUCAUCAUCGGCGUCGAUCGCGUGCAAAUCAAACCCAUCCACAACGUCAUCUGCUUGACGGAGGACAUUACGACAGACAAGUGCCGCGCCGCCAUUCGCAAGGAGACGAAAGGGUGGAAGGUCGAUUGCGUGCUGCACGACGGUGCGCCGAACGUCGGUACGUCGUGGACACAGGAUGCCUACACCCAGGCAGCACUUGUGCUCAUGUCGCUCAAGAUUGCCUGCGAGCAUCUCGGCCAAGGCGGCUGGUACAUUACCAAGGUCUUCCGAUCCGCCGACUACAACGCCCUCGUCUGGGUCUUUCAGCAAUUCUUCAAAAAGGUCCACGCCACCAAGCCCCAGGCCUCGCGUAACGAGUCUGCGGAAAUCUUCGUCGUCUGCCAAGGCUACAACAAGCCCGACAAGAUUGACCCGCGCAUGUUCGACCCCAAGUACAUCUUUUCCGAGGUCGAGGCGCCCGCCAAGCCUGUCGACUUGAUGAGCGACAAGCCUGCCAAGAAGGCCAAGGCCGUCGGCUACCCGGAUGGUGACGCUGGCUUCCAUCGUCAGCUCUCCGCCCAGACGUUUGUGCUGUGCGACGAGCCAAUCACCUUUCUGGCCCAGGCCGCGCGCAUCGUCUUUGACGAUUCUCCCGGCAUCGAUCCCGUCACAAAGCGCCCGCUGCCCAGCAUCUACUUGACACAUCGCGAGACGACCGACGAAAUCAAGGCGUGCUGCGCAGACAUUCGCGUUCUCGGCAAGUCCGAAGUCAAAAACCUGCUUCGCUGGCGCCUGUUGAUGCGCGAGUACUCUGACGCCCUCGAAAAGCUCAGCGGAGGCAAAAAGAAGGCUGCCCUGGCAGCAGCAGACGAGAGUCCGGAGACCGCCCUCAAGCGUGCACGAAGCGAGAUGGAGGGCUCGGACGACGAUGACGGCGACGAUGGCAGCGAAAACUCGGACGACGAGGAAAGCGAGGAUUCGUCCGAAGACAGCGAGGAAGACACUGACGACGAGAAUGCCAUGGAAACAGAGGUGUCCGACCUCGAGAAGGCCGCCCUGGCCGAGCGCAAGCGCCUUCGUCGCAAGGCGUACAAGAAGCGCAUCAAGAUGCGCGAGCGCCUCAACCUCAAGAUGGAUCUUCCCGACGACGUGCACGACAUUGCGCGCGACGACACGCUGUUCGACCUCAACACAAUCCACUCGGCCAACGCCCUCAAGCGCGUGGCGGCAGCGGACGUGAAUUCGCUCAACACUCCCGAGCUGCUCAACGUCGCCUCGGAAUCGCAUGAUAUUGUUGUGGAGCGACCAAAGGUCGUCACGAUCAAGGACAUGUACGACGAUGACUUUGACAGCGCCGAGGACGACGACACGGACGACGAAACUGGCGAAUCCCACUACUCGCGUGCCAUGGACCGCUACCUCGACAAAAUGUACGAGGCGUACAAGGAAAAGAAGAAUUCCAAGGUCGCUCGCGUCCGCAAGGGCAAGCGCGUCAAGAAGCUCCGCGACGCCACUGGUGCCAUUAUCGACCCAGCAACCGCUGCCACAGAAGAAGCCGACGAUUCCGACGAUCCCGAGUAUGCCGGCUUGGACGAGGACGAGCGCCGCGAAAAGCAAUUGGAGAAGCUCUACAAGACAAAGAUUGUUCCCGACAUGACCUCUUCCCUGCUCGACCGCGACGGCACGGGCCACGUUGAAGACGAAGGCGACGAUUCGGACGACUCGGAUGACAUGGAGGGCAGCGAGGACGAGGACGAGGACGAGGAAGACGGCGACGACAGUGAUGCGAGCGGCGCGGAUGACAGCGACGAUGAAUUGCACGCGCAGCAACGCAUGAUGGCCGUCGAUGACGCCGACGAGCCCAAGCGCAAGGGUGUCUUCCGAGCGCCUGCUCGCAACGAGAACCCGCUGUUGGCCAAUCUGGAGGAAAAUUCCCUGACCUCGUCCAAGAAGGCCAAGCUCUGGUUUAGCGACAAGCUGUUCGCUGACAAUGGCGCCGACGACGACGACGACGACCUCGAAAUCAAACGACUCAAGCUCAUGGCCAAGCGUGCUUCUGGCAAGGCUGCUGCAGCAGAUUCCGACGCCAGCGAUGAAGAUGACGAUGACGACGAUGAUGAUGAUGAUGAAGAAGACGAAGAGGAAGAUGACGAGCCCAAGGCCAGCAGCUCCAAGCACGCCAAGCAAGGCAAGCAAGCCGCAGCUGCGCAGCCACAAAAGAACCAGAAGCAGCAGCAACAACAACAACGCAACAGUAAGAAUGGUCGACCUGCUCCGAUCAACUCUGUCAGUGCGGAUGGCUUUGAAAUUGUUCCCGCUGAAAAUGUGGCUCGCCACGACUCGGACGAUGACGAUGACGCGCCCGAAGGCGAGACGCCCAAGGAGCGCAGCCUGCGGCUCAAGAAGCAGUCCCUCACCCCCGAAGGUCUGGCUCUCGGUACCCUGAUGCUCUCGCGCGCCAAGAAGCGCGACCUGGUCGAUGCCUCGUACCACCGCUACGCCUUUGCCGACAAACUCGAAAUGCCCUCUUGGUUUGCCGAGGAUGAGGUGCAGCACAUUCAGCCAACACUGCCAAUCACCAAGCAGAUGGUGCGCGAGUACCGCCAACGCUUGCGCGAUCUGAACGCCACCCCCAUCAAGAAGGUGGCCGAGGCCAAGGCGCGCAAGCGCAUGCGUCUCGAGCGCAACGUCACCAAGGCCAAGCAGAAGGCGCAGGCCAUCAACGACGCCCCAGAUCUUACCGAGGCUCAAAAGGCUCGCCAGAUUGCCAAGCUCAUGAAGUCCAGCUCUCGCCAAAAGAAGGUCGACGUCAAGUACAUUGUGGCGCGCAAGGAUGGUUCGUCCAAGCCUCGCGGCAUGAAGGGCCCGUACAAGAUGGUCGACGGCCGUAUGAAAAAGGAGGUGCGCUCUGCCAAGCGAAGAGAUCGCAAGGCUCGCAGCAGGCGAUAAGCUGCUGCUGGGUUAACUUUGAGUUUUUUUGUUUUCCUUGCUUGGAGUUCUAGUCUUUGGUGGAUUUUGUUUUGUUGUCUUUAUUCAUUCAUUGUUGGUGUUGUCAAAGACCCCUCAAACAAACAAACAAAAAAAAAAAAAAACCACCCACAUCCAUU
Messenger RNA from Capsaspora owczarzaki ATCC 30864, 3351 nucleotides. RefSeq names its product FtsJ cell division protein. Bases 56 to 3193 code for a protein of 1045 amino acids. Lineage: Eukaryota; Filasterea; Ministeriida; Capsasporidae. Gene Ontology annotation, cellular component: nucleus; nucleolus; preribosome, large subunit precursor. The record is from RefSeq and is a predicted model, not a curated record. Gene Ontology annotation, biological process: maturation of 5.8S rRNA from tricistronic rRNA transcript (SSU-rRNA, 5.8S rRNA, LSU-rRNA); rRNA methylation; maturation of LSU-rRNA from tricistronic rRNA transcript (SSU-rRNA, 5.8S rRNA, LSU-rRNA). Gene Ontology annotation, molecular function: rRNA (guanine) methyltransferase activity; rRNA (uridine-2'-O-ribose)-methyltransferase activity. The transcript is spliced from 3 exons.